ACCAAGGCUGGAAGAAGAAAAGCAAAUUUCAAGUUGGCGGCUGCGUGGGCCCCGAGUGGGGGAGGGACGGCAGUCUCCAGAGACACUGCUGCCUGGAACAAAAGGAAGCUUCGCUGACCAAAACCGACAGCGGCACCAACCUGUUUUUCUCACUGGAUCUCUGCGUAUCCAGGCCCCCUCCACCAUGGCCAGCCGGGGUGGGGGCCGGGGACGUGGCCGGGGCCAGUUGACCUUCAACAUGGAGGCUGUGGGCAUUGGGAAGGGUGACGCUUUGCCCCCACCCACUCUCCAACCCUCUCCACUCUUCCCUCCCUUGGAGUUCCACCCAGUGCCUCUGCCCGCUGGAGAGGAGGGGGAGUAUGUUCUGGCACUGAAGCAAGAGCUGCGUGGGGCCAUGAGACAGCUCCCCUACUUUAUCCGGCCAGCCGUCCCCAAGAGAGAUGUGGAACGUUACUCAGACAAGUAUCAGAUGUCCGGGCCUAUUGACAAUGCCAUCGAUUGGAACCCUGAUUGGCGGCGACUACCCAGCGAGCUCAAGAUUCGAGUGCGAAAAGUACAGAAGGAGCGGACCACCAUGAUCCUCCCCAAGAGGCCCCCUAAGAGCACAGACGAUAAGGAGGAGACGAUACAGAAACUAGAGACGCUAGAGAAGAAGGAGGAGGAAGUGACUUCAGAGGAAGAUGAAGAGAAAGAAGAGGAGGAGGAGAAGGAAGAGGGGGAGGAAGAGGAGUACGAUGAAGAGGAGCAUGAGGAGGAAACUGAUUACAUCAUGUCAUAUUUUGACAAUGGAGAGGACUUUGGAGGGGACAGCGAUGACAAUAUGGAUGAGGCCAUAUACUGAAAACCUGGGCAUAGACUGACAACCUGGGCAUAGACUGAAAACCUGGGCCAUAUAUCAUUAUUGAUUUGAGAUACAGGAACUAAAUAUCCCUAUUUACUUAGGGUUUUUCCUAUUUUUGUUAUUGUUUUGGGGGGGUUGUUGUUGUUGUUGUUGUUGUUUUGUUUGGUUUGGUUUG
Messenger RNA from Mus pahari (shrew mouse), 1016 nucleotides. It is a transcript of the gene Polr3gl, whose product is annotated as RNA polymerase III subunit G like. Gene Ontology annotation, biological process: transcription by RNA polymerase III. The transcript is spliced from 9 exons. Gene Ontology annotation, cellular component: RNA polymerase III complex. The record is from RefSeq and is a predicted model, not a curated record. Lineage: Eukaryota; Metazoa; Chordata; Mammalia; Rodentia; Muridae. The coding region runs from base 185 to 841 and encodes 218 amino acids.